Hevea brasiliensis (rubber tree) is the source of this 2494-nucleotide messenger RNA. Its product is annotated as protein TIC 214-like. The record is from RefSeq and is a predicted model, not a curated record. The transcript has a single exon. Lineage: Eukaryota; Viridiplantae; Streptophyta; Magnoliopsida; Malpighiales; Euphorbiaceae.
UGUUUGAAGAUAUUUCUAUCAAUAAUUAUCUAGCGGAAGAUGAUAUUAUUGAUAUGGAGAAAAGCGCGGAUAGAAAAUAUUUUGAUUGGAGAAUUCUCAAUUUUUGUCUUAGAAAGAAGGUUGAUAUUGAGUCCUGGAUCGAUACCGGAAGCAAAGAUAAAAAAAAUACUAAGACUAGGACUAAUAAGUAUCAAAUAAUUGAUAAAAUUGAUAAGAAAAAUCUUUUUUCUUACAAUUCACCAAGAUCAAGCAGUUAAUUCAUCCAAUCAAAAAGGUUUUUUUUUUGAUUGGAUGGGAAUGAAUGAAGAAAUAAAAAAUUGUCUUAUAUCCAAUUUUGAACUUUGGUUCUUUCGAAAAUUUGUGAUACUUUACAACACAUAUAAGAUAAAACCAUGGGCGAUACCCAUCCAAUUUCUUCUUUUCAAUUUUCAUAGAAAUGAAAAUGUUAGUAAAAAUAAUAAAAUUAACAGGAAGAAAAAUAGCGAUCUUUUUAUAUCUAUAUCAUCGAAUGAAAAAAAAAUUAUUGAAUUAGAGAAUCAAAAUCACUAAGAAAAAGAAUCAUAAUAACAAUUUGACUUUGGGUCAGUUUUCGCAAAUCAAGAAAAAGAUAUUGAAGAAGAUUAUAUAGAAUUAGAUAUGAAAAAACAUAGAAAUAAAAAGCAAAACAAAAGUCAUAUGGAAGUAGAACUUGAUUUCUUCCUAAAACGGUAUUUAUGUUUUCAAUUAAGAUGGAAUGGUUCUUUAAAUCACAAAAUAAUCAAUAAUAUCAAAGUAUAUUGUCUCCUGCUUAGACUGACAAAUCCACGAGAAAUUAUUAUAUCUUCUAUUCAAAGGCAAGAAAUAAGUUUGAAUAUUCUGAUGGUUCAGAAGGAUUUAACUCUUACGGAAUUAAUGAAAAAGGGAAUAUUGAUUAUCGAACCUGUUCGUCUGUCGGUAAAAAAUGAUGGACAAUUUAUUUUGUAUCAAAUGGUAGGUAUCCUAUUAGUUCAUAAGAACAAACAACAAAUUAAUCAAAAAUACAGAGAAAAUUUUUAUGUUGAUAAAAAGAAUUUUACCGAAUCUAUUGAAAGACAUCAAAGUAUAAUUGGAAAUAGAAACAAAAAUGAUUAUGAUUUACUUGUUCCUGAAAAUAUUUUAUCCCCUAAACGUCGUAGAGAAUUAAGAAUUCUUUUCAAUUUAAAAAAUCAAAAUGAUAUUCAUAUAAAUACAGAAAUUUUCAAUGGUAAUAACAUAAAAUAUUGUAGUCCCAUUUUAGAUAAAAGCAAACAUUUUGAUAGAGAUAAAAAGAAACUAAUUAAAUUACAAUUUUUUAUUUGGCCCAAUUUUCGAUUAGAAGAUUUAGCUUGUAUGAAUCGUUAUUGGUUCGAUACUAAUAAUGCUAGUCGGUUCAGUAUGGUAAGAAUAUAUAUAUAUCCGCGGUUGAAAUUUUGAUAAGGGUGCAUUUUUCAUAUAUCCCAUAGCAUAUCUGAUUUAGUAUAUGAAAACAAGGAGAUGGGUACGUCAUUCUAUUUCUAAUCAACUCCAUAUUCCAUUCUGAUACAUGGAAUUCAAUUAUGUAUAAAUUAGAUCUAGAAACGAAUCAAUGGAAUUUUUUUCUUUUCAUAUUAAGUAGAAUUUUUUCUCUUUUGUAAGCGAAGAAAUAUACCAUCCUUUUGUAUCUAUAACCGAAUAAAAAAAAAAUUGGAUUGAUUAAUGAUAAAUUGUAUUUAACAAAAUUUUGAAUUACUAACAAAGUAAAGAUUUUUGUUUAUACCAAAUUAAAAUGAACUGACAUUAUUUUAUUUAAUAAAUUUUUUAUUAUUACUGAUCAAUAAAAAAAUAUUUUAAACUUAAUUAAUAAUUAAUAAUUAAAAAGGGAAGUGCUUGUUUUAUGGUAAAAAAUUCAUUCAUUUCAGUUAUUUCACAAGAAGAAAAAGACGAAAACAAGGGAUCUGUUGAAUUUCAAAUAGUAAGUUUCACUAAUAAGAUACGAAGACUUACUUCACAUUUGGAAUUGCAUAGAAAAGACUAUUUAUCUCAGAGAGGUUUGCGAAAAAUUCUAGGAAAACGACAACGACUCCUGUCUUAUUUAGCAAAGAAAAAUAGAGUACGUUAUAAAGAAUUAAUUAUCCUGUUGGAUAUUCGGGAAUCAAAAACUCGUUAAUUUUAAGUGUUUUUUUGUAUUAUUUGAUUUAUUAGAUCUUGAGAUGAACUUCUUUUUGUUUUCAGUAAUUCAUGGACGAAUGGAUCAAGGAAACCCUAUGAAUGUACCAGCUACACGAAAAGACCUUAUGAUAGUUAAUAUGGGUCCCCACCACCCAUCAAUGCAUGGUGUUCUUCGCCUCAUCGUUACUCUAGACGGGGAAGAUGUUAUUGACUGUGAACCAAUAUUAGGUUAUUUACACAGAGGAAUGGAAAAAAUUGCGGAAAAUCGAACAAUUAUACAAUAUUUGCCCUAUGUAACACGUUGGGAUUAUUUGGCUACUAUGUUCACAGAAGCAAUAACAGUAAAUGG